Notechis scutatus (mainland tiger snake) is the source of this 1772-nucleotide messenger RNA. The record is from RefSeq and is a predicted model, not a curated record. Lineage: Eukaryota; Metazoa; Chordata; Lepidosauria; Squamata; Elapidae.
GGGCAGCUGGGGACCUUGGUCAGCUUGCUCCAGGAGCUGCAGCGGUGGAGUGAUGGUGCAGAUGCGGCCAUGUCUCCCAGGGUACUACUACGAGAGGCCCUCCCACAAUCCUGGGCAGUUCUCUGCUUCGGGGAGGGCACUGGCUCACCUCCAGCAGCUCCCCCAGGAAGACUCUCUGCCUCCUUUCUCGGGUCACGUCAUCUCAGCCAUCCGGACCUCGGUGCCUCUUCACAGAAACGAGGAACCGGCACGAGCUGCCCUCACUUCCUCCGGAGGAGGCCGCAACGAGAGCUAUUGGAGCCGAGCAACCUCAAGAGGGGGCCAAGUUUCCCAGUCUCGGAGACGUAGCCCCAAAUCAGAAAGAAGAGGCCGAAAGAAAAGCUCCAUUGGACCCGGGAAAUACGGCUAUGGAAAAGUUCCCUACAUUCUCCCGCUGCAGAUGGACACAGGACAAUCGGCACAUAAGCCCCGAAAGCAACGCCAGUCCAUGCAGCCUGCACCCAACCAACAAGGGACUGGUGGCACCUCCCCUUUUUCCCAUCCAGGUAACCCUUCCCACCACCAUCAUCCUGGAGGAACGUACCAAGGUGACCACCGAUCUUCUCCAGCCAGGACUCAGGUCGUGAGCGGCUCUUUCUAUCAACAACCGGGCUCCCAUUUUCAAGCCUUCCCAGCAGCACCUCAAAGUUUGUUCCAGGGCGUAGAACGGAGCAGGCAUCUCCCUGGAGCUUCUCACCCCGCCAUCCAAGGGCAGAUGUCCACUCAGCCGGCCGCAGCAAUUGUGUGCACUGGGGCCUACAAGCAGUACAGACUCUGCAAUACGAACGCCUGCCUUGAGAACAGAAACAUCAGAGAAGUGCAGUGCGCAUCGUAUAACAACAAGCCAUUUAUGGGCCGUUUCUAUGAGUGGGAGCCAUUUGCCGAAGUGAAGGGAAGCCAGAAAUGUGAACUCAACUGCCGAGCUGUCGGCUAUCGCUUCUAUGUGAGACAGGCGGAGAAAGUGAUAGAUGGGACACCAUGCGAUCAAAAUGGAACCUCCAUCUGUGUGUCGGGGCAGUGCAAGAGUAUUGGCUGCGAUGACUACUUGGGUUCUGAUAAGGUGGUGGACAAAUGUGGAAUCUGUGGAGGGGACAACACAGCCUGCAGGGUCAUCUCGGGAGUCUUCAAGCACAGCCUGACCAACCUUGGCUACCACAAAAUAGUCGAAAUUCCAGAAGGGGCCACCAAAAUCAACAUCACUGAGAUGUCCAAGAGCAACAAUUACUUAGCACUACGGAGUCGAUCAGGACGUGCCAUUAUCAAUGGGAAUUGGGCAAUUGAUCGACCUGGGAGAUACGAAGGAGGAGGAACAAUGUUUGUCUAUAAACGACCCAACGAGAUCUCAAGUACUGCUGGGGAAUCCUUUUUAGCAGAUGGCCCAACCAAUGAAAUAUUGGAUGUCUAUAUGAUUCAUCAACAGCCCAAUCCAGGUAUACAUUAUGAGUACAUUAUUCCAGGUCCCAACACCAUCAGUUCCCAGGUGCCUCUUCACAGACGGCCAGGGGAGCCAUUCAAUGGCCAACUGGACGUGACAGAAACUGUGAAUUAUGAGGAGGAAGAUUUGCAUCAGGAGACGAGCAGUCACCCAAGACAACCAGGGAUGAGUCAGCCUGCAAGAUUUCCCUCCCAAGUUCCAGACAACCAAGUCCCGGUUGGCCAGCCUCCGCGACGUAGCCGGGAACACAACUGGAAGCAAAUUGGAACAACCGAAUGCAGCGCGACUUGUGGGAAAG